UAUUCAAGGCUAAAGUGACUGUUACAUAAAGUGUCUAAGCAAAAAUAUGUAUUGUUUACAAAAAUGUAUUUCUGUUGGAACUCUAUAUGGAGGAGGAGUGAACGUCUCUGGUUCUACCUCUCCCAUAUACGUAACUCUAUACAAUGAACUCUACACAGAACUUUACACAGAACUCUAUACAAUGAACUCUACACAGAACUUUACAUAGAACUCUACACAGAACUCUACAUAUAACGUUAGAACUCUACAUAGAACUCUACACAUAACUCUACACAUAACUCUACACAGAACUCUACACAGAACUCUACACAGAACUCUAUACAGAACUCUACACAGAACUCUAUACAGAACUCUACAUACUGUAUAACUACACAGAACUCUAUACAGAACUUUACAUAGAACUCUAUACAGAACUUUACAUAUAACUCUAUGGAGGAGGAGAGAACGUCUCCGGUUCUACCUCUCUCAAGAACUCUAUACAGAACUCUUUAACAUAACCUUUUCCAGGUAAACCCUCCCACCUCUUUGUGUUUCAGUCCUCCAAGUCAACAGGGGUCACCAGAGCUGCCAUGAUGAAAUCAGCCAUGAGUUCAGAGUCUGUAGACGGAGGCAGCAGUCCAGGAAGUCGUUCCCCCGCCAAUCGACCCUCCACUCCAAACAGGGACGUCAAGAAGGUGGCGGUGGUCCGAACCCCCCCCCAGGUCUCCGGUCUCUGCUCGAGGACGGACGCCCCCCCUUCCGUCUCACCCCAUGCCCGAUCUCAGCAACGUGAGGUCAAAGAUCGGAUCUACGGAGAACCUCAAACACACUCCUGGGGGGGGCAAGGUUCAGAUUCCUCAUAAGAAGUUGAAUCUUACUAGCGUGUCAUCAAAGUGCGGCUCCAAAGACAACAUCUGCCACAAACCAGGUGGAGGGAAGGUGGAUUUUAAAACCGUUCAGUCUAAAGUUGGUUCUCUGGAGAACAUCACUCAUGUGCCGGGAGGAGGGAAGAAGAAGAUUGAGAGUCAGAAACUGAGCUUCAGAGAGGGCGCCAAAGCUCGAACCGACCACGGUGCUGACAUCAUCGUGCAGCCUGACUCCUCCCCCCAAAGCCUUAACGCUGCUCAGGCUCCGCCGCUCGACACCCUGGCCGACCAGGUGUCCGCCUCCCUCGCCAAACAAGGCCUGUGAUUGGAUGACCUUGUGCCUUCAGACCCCGCCCCUUCUGUUACCAAGGAAACUACCUGAUGAAAGAAAGAAAGAAAGAAAAGAAAAAUCAUCAUUCUCCCUUUUUCCUCAUGACCUUCAUCUGAUAUUAGACAGUCAGGUUUGGAGAGAUUUUAUUAUUAGUGAUGUUGUGUUCACACCAAACACUAAGUUUGUUUAUUUGUUUCCUCCAUGUAGACACACAACAAACAAACUCUUACUGCUGUAAAUGUAAAAGAUGUGGAGUCAUUGGUUCAUUACAUCAACGCUGUAUCUCGUGAGUGUGUCGGCUGGUUCACCACGUUGGAAUGAACCCAAAUGAAGAGAUUUUGCUGUGAUUUAAUUGUAAUAAACAAAUAAAAAAGAGGCCUAAAUAACCACAUACUGAUACCAAUUUGUAAAAGGUCUAAAGUCUUUGGUUUACACACGUACAUUUAUACAUUAAAAGUCUGUUGAGACGUUUAAUAAGUUGCUCUGCAACACAUUUCUCAGCAAUUUUGGAAACGGCAGGGAGAAUACCGAUUGGCUGAUAAUUAGAGACAUCGGUUGAAUCUCCUGACUGAAAAAUGGGUGUUACUGUGGCUGAUUUCCAUCCUUUCGGAAACACGCAUUGCCUGAGAGAUUUGUUGACGAUGCUUGUGAGCGAGUGUGCCUUUGUUUCUUUAGAAAAAUAUUGUCAAUUCCAUAAACAUCUUUGGCCCCAGAGUUCUUGAGUGAGCCUAGAACUCUGGUGACAGUAGAUUCAGAGACAUCCUGAUUAGAGAAGCACGGUUGACCUUCAUUUACUGGUGUACGAUCAAAUUGACCAAUACUCGGUGGUGUACAGUAACGAAGUAGAAAUACUUCGUUACUGUACUUAACUCGUUUUUUUGGAUAUCUGUACUUUACUUUA
Anarrhichthys ocellatus (wolf-eel) is the source of this 2077-nucleotide messenger RNA. RefSeq names its product microtubule-associated protein tau-like. Gene Ontology annotation, cellular component: neuron projection. The coding region runs from base 751 to 1170 and encodes 139 amino acids. The transcript has 7 exons. Gene Ontology annotation, biological process: neuron projection development; microtubule cytoskeleton organization. The record is from RefSeq and is a predicted model, not a curated record. Gene Ontology annotation, molecular function: microtubule binding. Lineage: Eukaryota; Metazoa; Chordata; Actinopteri; Perciformes; Anarhichadidae.